CUCUGCGUAAACGGAGAGAGUGGAGAAGGAGAGAGCGCACGGAGAGAAAAGCAGAGCUUAGUGGCAAGGCAGCAGUGCCGCUGACACGAGUGAGGGACCCCGUGGCUAUUUCCACCACCUCUCUCUUCUCACAGCUUAACCUGCGCCUUUUGAGACGGACUUCGACAUCGGGACUAUAGGCUAUAGACCUUUUGGUUUUGGACUCGUUUGAUUAAUCAGCAGACCCUGAAGUGGAGAGGGGGUUCUUAUUCCCCCACCGUGGACCGAGGAGUUGUGUGUGUGUGUGUUUAUGUGUUUUACGCGUUGCUUGUAAUGGGGAAAAGUGGACAGAGAAGUGGAAUAGGACACGGGGGUUGCAGCUUGGUGAGGAUGUGCGCCACGCCGGGGAUCCUGCUUCUCAUAGUGCUCGUACACCAAGGAGUCGCCCAAGUGAGAGAUGAUGAUGAUUUCCUGAGUCUGAGUGAACUCCCGGAAACCUUCCCCUCCGACCCUCCGGAGCCCUUACCUCACUUCCUGUUUGAACCUGAGGAAGGCUACAUUGUCAAGAAUAAACCUGUCAAUCUCUACUGCAAAGCAACGCCUGCCACGCAGAUUUACUUCAAGUGCAACAGCGAGUGGGUCCAUCAGAAAGACCACACUGUGGAGGAGAGGGUGGACGAAAACUCAGGUCUGGUCGUAAGAGAAGCCAGUAUAGAAAUCACACGGCAGCAGGUGGAGGAGCUGUUUGGUCCUGAAGAUUACUGGUGUCAGUGCGUGGCCUGGAGCUCUGCUGGAACCACCAAAAGCCGCAAGGCGCACGUUCGCAUUGCAUACCUGAAGAAGUCAUUUGAACAGGAACCCUUAGGAAAGGAAGUAUCUCUGGAGCAGGAAGUGCUGUUACAGUGUCGCCCUCCAGAGGGCAUACCAGCUGCUGAGGUGGAGUGGUUGAAGAACGAAGAGAUAAUUGACCCAGCAGAGGACAGAAACUUCUACAUCACCAUCGACCACAACCUGAUCAUCAAACAGGCGCGUCUGUCUGACACAGCCAACUACACAUGUGUGGCUAAGAACAUAGUGGCCAAAAGACGAAGCACUACAGCCACUGUUAUUGUUUACGUGAAUGGUGGUUGGUCGACUUGGACGGAGUGGUCGGUGUGUAACAGUCGCUGUGGACGGGGCUUCCAGAAACGAACCCGCAGCUGCACUAACCCCGCCCCUCUGAAUGGAGGACUGCCUUGUGAUGGACAGGCCAUACAGAAACUACCCUGUACCACACUGUGCACCGUGGACGGUGUGUGGACAGAGUGGAGUAAGUGGUCGGCCUGUGGGACAGAGUGUACCCAGUGGAGGAGGAGGGAGUGCAACAACCCAGCACCUAAAAACGGAGGAAAGGACUGUGACGGGCUGGUACUCCAGUCUCAGAACUGUACCGACGGACUCUGUAUGCAAAGUUCAUUGUUUCAGAUGUCCACUGAGCCCAAAGAAAAGAGUGAUUUGGGAAUCCCAUCUGCUCCAAGUACAGAUGAUGUGGCGCUAUACGUGGGCAUUGUCAUUGCAGUGAUUAUGUGCCUGGUCAUCUCUGUCAUCGUGGCGCUUUUUGUCUACCGCAAGACACACCGUGACUUUGACUCGGACAUCAUUGACACCUCGGCACUUAACGGAGGCUUCCAGUCUGUUAAUAUCAAAACAGCCAGAUCAGCUGAUCUGCUGACAGUUCCUCCUGAUUUGACUAAUGCAGCUGCCAUGUAUCGUGGUCCAGUGUACGCCCUCCACGAUGUUUCAGAUAAAAUCCCGAUGACCAACUCCCCUCUGCUGGACCCUCUUCCCAACUUGAAAAUCAAAGUCUACAACUCUUCUGGUCUGGUCACGCCGCAGGACGACCUCGGAGGAGACUUCACAUCCAAACUGUCUCCUAAGGUAACUCAGUCUCUGUUGGAUAACAGCGACACCAUGAACCUUCGCAACCAGAGCUUGGCUCGAACACGAGACCCUUCAUGUACCGCUCACGGAUCCUUUAACAACCAAGGAGGACACCUCAUCGUACCCAACUCUGGUGUGAGUUUGUUGGUUCCAGCGGGUGCUGUUCCUCAGGGUAGGGUGUACGAGAUGUAUGUGACUGUGCACAGGAAGGACAGCUUGAGACCCCCGGUUGAGGACAUCCAGACAGUGCUGAGUCCAGUGGUGAGCUGUGGACCUCCAGGAGCUCUGCUGACCAGACCAGUGAUCCUCACCAUCCACCACUGUGCUGACAACGUCCAAGAAGACUGGCUCAUGCAGCUGAAGAACCAGCUGGCCAUGGGAGAGUGGGAGGAUGUGGUUGUAGUUGGAGAGGAAAACUUCACCACCCCCUGCUACGUGCAGAUGGACUCGGAGGCAUGUCACAUCCUAACAGAGACACUGGGGACUUACUGCCUGGUGGGCCAGUCAAUCUGCAAGGCAGCCGCCAAGAGGCUUAAACUGGCUGUUUUUGGACCCGUCUCCUGCACAACUUUGGACUAUCACAUCAGGGUCUAUUGUCUGGAUGACACACAGGAUGCACUCAAGGAGGUUCUUCAGAUGGAGACCCAGAUGGGAGGGAAGCUUCUGGAUGAGCCAAAGACCCUGAACUUUAAAGACAGCACACACAAUCUGAGACUGUCAAUCCACGAUGUUCCACACACACACUGGAAGAGCAAACUCAUCGCAAAGUAUCAGGAGAUCCCAUUCUACCAGGUGUGGAGUGGCAGUCAGAGAACUCUUCACUGUACCUUUACCCUGGAGAGACUGAGCCCAGCCACCACAGAUAUCAGCUGCAAACUGUGUGUACGGCAGGUGGAAGGAGAAGGGCAGAUCUUUCAGCUCAGCAACACAUUGGAGGAGGAGGUUCAGUGCAUAGACACGUCCCUGAUGGACCCUGCCAGUAAUAUCACAACCUUAGUGGGACCCAAUGCCUUCCGCAUUCCUUUAUCCAUCAGACAGAAGCUGUGUGGCAGUCUAGAUGCACCACAGACCAGAGGCAAUGACUGGAGGAUGCUGGCCCACAAACUCAACCUUGACAGGUAUCUGAACUACUUUGCCACCAAGUCUAGUCCGACAGGUGUGAUCCUGGAUCUCUGGGAGGCCCAGCACUUCCCCGAUGGAGACCUAAAUGAACUGGCCGCUGUGCUGGAAGAGAUGGGUCGCCAUGACGGUAACUUUGCCUCCAUGACAACGGAACACUGACGAAGCAGUGUGGUUACCGUGACAGAACUCUGGAGACGAUUACACUCAAAUUUAUUCUCGAAGGUGGAUGCUGCGGCAAGGGCAAUGAACAAAUCAGAUGUGAGCAAAAGAAAAGUUGUCGCCAUGGUGAUUGAGCACCGGUUAAAUACCAUGGCACUCAUUCCGAUAUGGUAACAGACAAGAAAUGCUCAAGCUAGUGCUGGAAACUAUGUGUAUCUUUGUGUGUUUAUUUGAGCAGUGUUGCAGUGUUGUGUGUGACUGAAGGAGACAUAACCCAACCUACGACACAAACACAGUCCGUCAGGAACAAAUAAAACAUACACACGCAUAAAAAAAAAGACCUUGUCUGGUGCAACACUAGGUGUUCUCUUGCUGUUACUUUAUACUGAACAAAGAGAAGCAGAGAAAAGAGGCAACAGAGGUACUGACCUUGAAAACCUCUAUAAGAAUGGAACAGAAUCAUAAAGGGAGAAAAGCUAAACUAAUUACAAACGAGUGGGUGAAGGUAGAGUGAGGAAAAAGAGGGAGUGAGUCAGACACUGACUCUUUAGUAAGACAAGAGUAAACACAGAGAGAGGCUGAGCUGAUUACAAAAGGGAGGGAGGACGUAAACAUAAAAUGAUGGAAGAAGCCGCAGGUGAUCAUCUGUACGAACAGGAUGGAAAACAGAUAAUGAGAGAGCGGAGAUAAAGAAGUGAUUCCUCACUUCUCUUGCAAGCCUUGGCUGUACGUGAUUUGCCAGUACAGUUUGUUGUCUUUAUAUAUCGUUUCCUAGGGAACGCUCUAUGUAUUCUGCUGUCCAUAUGUGUGGAUCAUUUCCCGCAAACAGAAUUUGCUACACAGUGUGACUGUCAAUCAAAGGGUCCUGACCAGAAACAAGCCCAACACUACAGGUUUCCCCUUUAUGGCUGACAUCAUAAGUAAUGUUUAAAUUUUUGUUAUAUUGGAGUUUGUGACUUUCCUCCAAAAUGCAUGAAGAUAUUAAAUCAUGCAGGUCACAGGAAGUUUAGAAGUACCAAGUCAAAGGAAACUGUACUUCCUGUCCAGUUGCAUUACAUCUGUGCCUCUGAUUUUCUUGAAAAAGGCUAUCCAAAGAUGAUUACACUCCUGAUGGAUGAAAGUAAAAACUUAUUUUUAUUAUUUUAGCAGUGUGUGGUUGUGACAAACCUUUCUGUUUUGAGGUAAGAUGGCACUUAUUAUAAACGGAUAAACAGGGCAAAGAUGCAAACUGUCAGCUAUUCAUUCUCAUACACAGAAUAUUUUAUAAUAUAAAAUGUUUGUUUUGAUAGCUUCAUAAUUUACUCAUUUUAAAACUGCAUAUAUAUUUCUUCAGGAAAUAAAUAAAAACAUCAAAAACAUUUCUGUAACUGUUGGUUUCACCACGAGCAUCAAAGCAAGGAUGAUCUUCAAGCUACAAAUCCCUUAACUAAAAUCAAGUGUUAACGUAUUUUCUGCAGUGCUGCUACUUCAUUCCACCCCAAAGAGCAGUUGUUUGGAAGCUGUAGUGCAGAUAGAUACUAGACGCAGGGUGGGGAAUUCCAGCCUUGGCUAGCACAUUUGGUUAACCACACCUCAAUUCCAGGAGUCUCUCUGAUGGACUGUUGGGGCUUGUUUCUGGACAGGGUCCAACUCAGAGAAAACCGAGAAGAAGCAAAAAAUGAUGAACUGAAAGUGAAAACAUAAGUGUUUUUAAAUACAGUAAUCUACAAACUACCACACUAUUAUGUGUUACAUCAUGUGUAUACAGCUAAUAUCAUUCAUCACCGCUAAAUGUACACAAUAUACUGAUUUUAUCAAUCAUAUUUUAAUUUACUAAAAUAUAUAUACUGUAGCCUAUAUAUAUAUAUAUAUAUAUAAAUAUAUAUAUUUCUGUCAUAUUUUUGGUGUCUGAUCAUCACAGAAUGAGAGUUCUGUUGUCUGCUGUCAGGCCACAUUUCAUUUGUGAUCCCCACCAUGACUUGGUCAUGGUCACUAGCACCAUCCAGUGGCUUUUGAGGAAUAACAGCAUUUACAUUUUUUGAUUGUCUGUAACUUGUAAAUACAUUAUUAUGUUCAUUCUAAUGACCUUUUUAUUAUCAUAAUGUUUCUGUUCUGUGUUCAUUAUUGUGUUAUUUACAUUAACAUUGUUUACCAUUUUAAAGUUUUUACAAGUGUGAACUGUAUGGGGGAUAAAAUCUGUAACAUAUCAGUUAGUUGCCCUAAAACAAUGCUCUGUCAGCAACUAACAUUCCAACUCAUGGUGUAUUUGUUGAAAAAGUUGCAAUUUAGAGCUAAAAAUCUAAAUACCAACUUAAUAGGCCUACUGUAUGUAAAAUGAAGUGUAAUAUAUUUGUUUUUUAGAACAACAUUGUUAAGCAGGGCUGAUUUUUAAAUGAAUGCAUAGACUUGGGUGAACAGUGUCUGGCGAAAAGGUGAAACUCCAGCAAGCCAGCUUUGAGGGAAGAAAAACAGCCUUAUUUUUAGUGGCUUUUAAAUAGCUGUCAGAUGCCACUGGGGACAUAAACUCUAUUCACCAUGUAAAGACAACACAGUUCAAAGGGAAUACAUGUAAAAUGCUCAAAAACUGGAGUCAAGCUUUUUCCGCUCUGAACUAUGGAGAGACGCCAUAUGAAACCGAACAUCAGGUAUGUAGAGGAGAUACUGAGGAGGGUAUUGUGAAGAACACCAAGUAGGCAGGCUUAGUUAACACCAAUACAAAAGGUUAGAUCUUUACCUCCUCAUGACAGAUUUCAUCUUGCAUCAGUCCACACAGGAGGAAACCUUGAGACAUUGAUUUUACAUAUGGAUUUUUUCAGAAAUAUGCAAGCUAAAAGUCUGGUCUUUUGUAUUGGUGUAAAACCAGAUGUAGAAGACAAAGGCCUCAAAAUGAUGAUCUUUUAAUUUUGGACAGCCUUAUUAACCAAAUUAGUAAAGGUGUAUGGUUAAAUGAUGGAGAGGAUGUUUUGUAUGUUUUCAAAUGUAACUGCUGAUGUCAGAUGUGAGGAAAUCAAAGGGAAGAGGUUUUGAGGAUAAAAGCCUAAAACGUCAAUUAAGUAUGUUUCAGAACGAAACAUGAACCCAAAUGUCAUGAAAAUGUCUCUUUCAUACAAUGUAAUGUGCUCAUCAACAUCUCUUAUUAACUCAAAUGCAGAAUACAAGCUCAAAUUGUAUCUGUUAAGAAAUGUUAGUUACCAGUUGGGUAACUUUACCCAAAAUUUUAUCCUUGCCAUGUUCUGAGUCUACAGUUUACCAGCAGGAUAGACUCUCAUAUGAGGAGAACAAACAUAGGCCACCAGAAGGUGAUCCUUCGUGAUGUAAAACUGAAGAAAGUAGUGUUAAGAUAUCAAAGUAUGUAAAAAAUAUUUUGUAUCAACGUGUACAGUUGUGUACUGUCAGCUAUAUUUGGCAAAUUUGAGAAAAUAAAAAAGAGCAGUACAGUUAGAUACUAGUUUGUAUGUUUAAAGUUUUUAUUUAAGUUUCUUUCCUGUUUUGUGAAAGCAGUGUCUACUAUGCAAACUUGGCAUUGGUUAUCAUGAUAUAAGUCUAUAACUAGAGCUGUGCUUGUAAGUGCAUUUUAAUUUUAAUAUCAGGAGUGAUUUGAUUUGAUUAGUGCAGGGUAGUGUUGGUCCAUAUUUGCUAAUUCUGGCACGCUUUAUGAAUCUUGCUCAAUCUUGCUGAAUGCUCGCCUCUCUAUCUCCUCUAAUUGUUUUCUGUACAAAGUGUAAGAAAGAAUUUUUAAGACAAUUAAUAAAUUAUAUUUAUAAGCAAUGCUGAAAA
Perca fluviatilis (European perch) is the source of this 6936-nucleotide messenger RNA. Its product is annotated as netrin receptor UNC5C. Bases 313 to 3180 code for a protein of 955 amino acids. The transcript has 18 exons. The record is from RefSeq and is a predicted model, not a curated record. Gene Ontology annotation, cellular component: membrane. Gene Ontology annotation, molecular function: netrin receptor activity; protein binding. Gene Ontology annotation, biological process: netrin-activated signaling pathway. NCBI's taxonomy places the organism in Eukaryota, Metazoa, Chordata, Actinopteri, Perciformes, Percidae.